Paraphaeosphaeria sporulosa is the source of this 440-nucleotide messenger RNA. Its product is annotated as ubiquitin related modifier 1. Gene Ontology annotation, cellular component: nucleus; cytoplasm. The transcript has 3 exons. Lineage: Eukaryota; Fungi; Ascomycota; Dothideomycetes; Pleosporales; Didymosphaeriaceae. Gene Ontology annotation, biological process: tRNA thio-modification; protein urmylation. Gene Ontology annotation, molecular function: protein tag activity. Bases 24 to 356 code for a protein of 110 amino acids. The record is from RefSeq and is a predicted model, not a curated record.
CGUCUGCAUUACUUGAUUGCACGAUGUCAGACGCAAAGGAUGAGGGUACAAUUGGGAUAACUGUGGAGUUCAGCGGAGGACUGGAGAUGCUUUUUUCGAAUGAGCGGAAGCUAUCGCUGACUAUCCCUGCUAAAGAUGAGGAUGGGACGCGGUCAAACAUAGCGUUUCUUGUUAGACACCUAUGCGACACUGUCAUGAAAGAUCCGCGGAAGGAAUUGUUCGUACUUGACGACACAGUGAGACCUGGCAUCCUAGUCCUCAUCAACGACGCAGACUGGGAGCUCGAAGGUGAGGACAAAUAUGAGAUCGAAGAAGGCGACAACAUUCUGUUCGUCUCUACCCUUCACGGAGGAUAAACCCUACAGCCUCGCCAUCCAUAAAAAACAUCAAGCGUCAGAAAAUUGCAGAAGAGUUCAUGAAUACACGAUAUUAGUCCCCGC